CCGGCUGUUGUGGAAGAGGUCUUCUUUGGAAAUGUCUUAAAAGCUGGGAUUCCCUAUUCAGUGAUCUGACCACUAUCAACAAAGUCUGUGCUUCAGGAAUAAAAGUGGCUCAAAGCAUCCAGCUCGGUUUGAAUGAUAUUGUUGUGGCUGGUGGAAUGGAGAGUAUCUCAAACGUCCCAAAGUACCUCGCAAGAAGGGGUUCUCGGUUAUCCCAUGAUAUUGUUGUUGACGGUAUGAUGAAAGAUGGGCUCUGGGAUGCGUAUAAUGACUUUGGAAUGCGAGUUUGUGGAGAAAUCUGCGCUGACCAGUACCGUGUUACAAGAGAAGAACAUGAUGCUUAUGCUAUCCAGAGCUUUGAGCGUUGUAUUGCUGCACAAAAAGCUGGCUGACUGUUCUAAGUUGUUUCUCCCAGCAGGUUGUAGCUCUAGCCAGUCAGAAACUGCUGGGAUUAGAUCCUGUGAGUCAUAAAACAAGUGCAGUUAUUGAUGUUUCAGUCUUA
Messenger RNA from Raphanus sativus (radish), 499 nucleotides. Its product is annotated as acetyl-CoA acetyltransferase 1. Gene Ontology annotation, biological process: fatty acid beta-oxidation. Gene Ontology annotation, molecular function: acetyl-CoA C-acetyltransferase activity. NCBI's taxonomy places the organism in Eukaryota, Viridiplantae, Streptophyta, Magnoliopsida, Brassicales, Brassicaceae. The transcript has 4 exons. Bases 156 to 389 code for a protein of 77 amino acids. The record is from RefSeq and is a predicted model, not a curated record.